Bufo gargarizans (Asiatic toad) is the source of this 8435-nucleotide messenger RNA. RefSeq names its product cyclin and CBS domain divalent metal cation transport mediator 2 (gene CNNM2). Lineage: Eukaryota; Metazoa; Chordata; Amphibia; Anura; Bufonidae. The record is from RefSeq and is a predicted model, not a curated record. Gene Ontology annotation, biological process: magnesium ion homeostasis; transport. Gene Ontology annotation, cellular component: plasma membrane. Bases 129 to 2594 code for a protein of 821 amino acids. The transcript has 8 exons. Gene Ontology annotation, molecular function: magnesium ion transmembrane transporter activity.
UCGAACUAGGCGCGGGGGCUUUGCCGCCGGUCCGGGCAUGAAGGCAAUAGUAGACUGGAUGUAAGCCCCUCUUCCCCGCUCUCUCUCCCCCCUCCUUCUCCUCCUCCUCCCUCCCUCCCGGACCAAAGAUGGCGGGCGGCUCCAUCACACUGCCCACUGUCAACAUGGCGGCGCGCAGUCACGGCCGGGUCCUAUGUCUGGUGAUGAUGAUGUUGCUGUCGCUGAGCAGUUGCCUGGCCGCCGAAGAGGAGGACGCCGAGACUGUUAUUAUCGGGCUGCGGCUGGAAGACACCGACGACGUAUCGUUCAUGGACGGCGGGGCGCUGCGGGUCAGCGAGAGGACCCAGGUGAAGCUGCGGGUCUACGGGCAGAACAUCAACAACGAGACGUGGUCCAAGAUCGCCUUCACCGAGCACCCCCCGCCCUGGGUGACCGGAGGGGGACCGGAUCUCGGCGGCGGCCGGGAGGGCUUCUACCCCUGCGGGAUCCGCACGUCUGACAUGCUGAUCCAGCACCACAUCGAGCUGAGCCGCAGCAGCUCCGGCAUCGUGGAGAUCGAGAUCAAACCCCUGAGGAAGACGGAGAAGAGCAAGGCUUACUACCUGUGCACCUCGGUGUCCAGCCCCCCUCCGAGCCCUGGUGCCCACCAGCCCUGGACCGAAACCACCUGGGUCUACCACUCUGGAGAUGACACCAGGGUCAUUGUGGUGGAGGAGAAGAAGUUCCUCCUGCCCUUCUGGCUCCAGGUCAUAUUCAUCGCCCUCCUGCUGUGCCUAUCUGGCAUGUUCAGCGGCCUCAACCUGGGACUCAUGGCCCUGGACCCCAUGGAGCUAAGGAUCGUCCAGAACUGUGGCACCGACAAAGAGAAGAAUUACGCCAAGAGGAUUGAGCCGGUUCGCCGCCAGGGCAACUACCUGCUGUGUUCCCUGCUGCUGGGCAACGUGCUGGUCAACACCACCCUGACCAUCUUGUUGGACGAUAUCGCCGGUUCGGGGCUGGUGGCCGUAGUGGUCUCCACCAUUGGCAUAGUCAUCUUCGGCGAGAUAGUGCCCCAAGCCAUCUGUUCUAGGCAUGGCUUGGCAGUGGGAGCCAACACAAUCUUCUUGACCAAGUUCUUUAUGAUGAUGACCUUCCCCGCUUCUUACCCGGUCAGCAAGUUGUUGGACUGCGUCCUAGGACAGGAGAUAGGGACGGUGUAUAAUAGGGAGAAGUUGUUGGAGAUGUUGAGAGUGACUGACCCUUAUAAUGAUCUGGUCAAAGAGGAGCUCAAUAUUAUCCAGGGGGCUUUAGAGCUCAGGACCAAAACGGUAGAAGACGUCAUGACCCCGUUAAGAGAUUGCUUUAUGAUGGCUGGAGAUGCCAUCCUGGACUUUAACACCAUGUCCGAGAUCAUGGAAAGCGGAUAUACCCGCAUCCCAGUCUAUGAAGGGGAAAGGUCCAACAUUGUGGACCUCCUCUUUGUCAAAGACUUGGCCUUUGUGGACCCUGAUGACUGCACGCCUUUAAAGACUAUCACCAAGUUCUACAAUCACCCUCUACACUUUGUCUUCAAUGAUACCAAGCUAGAUGCCAUGCUGGAAGAAUUCAAAAAAGGCAAAUCCCACCUGGCAAUAGUGCAGCGAGUGAACAAUGAAGGAGAAGGAGACCCGUUUUAUGAAGUCCUAGGCAUUGUUACCUUGGAAGAUGUUAUAGAAGAAAUCAUCAAGUCUGAAAUCUUAGAUGAAACAGAUUUAUACACUGAUAACAGAACAAAAAAGAAAAUAACCCAUCGAGAGAGAAAACAAGAUUUCUCCGCUUUUAAGCAAACCGACAAUGAGAUGAAGGUUAAAAUAUCACCGCAACUUCUCCUGGCUAUGCACCGUUUCUUAGCAACAGAAGUGGAUGCCUUUAGCCCAUGUCAGAUGUCAGAGAAGAUUCUUCUGAGGCUGCUCAAACAUCCCAAUGUCAUCCAGGAACUAAAGUUCGAUGACAGGAACAAGAAGUCUCCUGAAUACUACCUCUACCAGCGUAAUAAGCCGGUGGACUACUUUGUGCUGGUUUUACAGGGGAAAGUGGAAGUGGAAGCCGGGAAGGAAGGGAUGAAAUUUGAAGCUGGUGCCUUUUCAUAUUACGGUGUGAUGUCACUCACAGCAUCGCCAGUUCCCUUGUCCCUGUCUCGUACCUUUGUUGUCAGCAGGACAGAAUCGUUAGCUGGUUCUCCAGCGGAGAAUAAGUCACCACCUCGCCCUUGUGGACUAAAUCAUUCGGACUCUCUAAAUAGAAGUGAUCGAAUCGAUGCCGUCACACCAACGCUCGGGAGCAGUAACAAUCAGCUAAAUUCUUCGUUUUUGCAAGUAUAUAUUCCCGAUUAUUCUGUGAGAGCUGUAACGGACAUGCAGUUUGUCAAGAUUACAAGACAGCAGUACCAAAAUGCCCUGAUGGCUUCACGAAUGGACAAAACCCCACAAUCCUCAGACAGUGAAAAUACAAAAAUUGAAAUGACUCUAACAGAGCUACAUGACGGGUUAGCUGACGAAACGGCAAAUCUGAUAAACGAACAGAACUGUGUUUCACACAAGUCCAAUCACAGUAUGCACAACGAAGGGCCCAUCUGAGCCUGUGACAUGCAGCUUGCUAAAAUUCAGGACUAUCUCCACUCCAUACUUCAGCUUCAUUCCUGGAUUCCUGUCUCUGCGACUGAAAAAAACCACGCUGAGUACGUGCACCUGUCACGUAUCAUCCAGCAUCCUGAGACCAAAGAUUCUGAGCCCAGCUGUGGCAGGACCUGAUGAGCUUAAAGUGAAAGCAUUGGAGACACGCUUCUUAACAGAGAACACGUAAUAAGAUAGGGAUUGGUGUAUGAGACCAAAUAUGGUAGUCCAAAAAGGAAGAAAUAUAGAUUUCUUUUCCCCCAUUUCUCCAAAUUCACUCCAGUUUUAUUGCGUUUUUUUUUUCCGUAAAUGUAUUACUGAACUCCCUGCUUAUGUCUGUCUACAUUGACAAUUCGGUGUAUGCUAACUGUCUUGGAAGCAGUUGCGAAGUCAAAAGCUAUUACCAUUGUAAUGGGAUGAUUCUCAAGGUGAUAUUAGAACUAAACGUUUUUUGCAACAUGAGCAGACUGAACAAUGCAUUCAUUAAAAGUGCUCAAAAGUAAUAUAUAAAAUAUAUUUUAGAUAAUAUAGAAUUAUUUUUUUCUAUUUAAUGCAACAUUUGCCACUUCUGAGAGACCCAAUGGAGUUCCAGACAUAGAAUAGGUUACCUAAUAUAGUCUACCCUGAGAAUGGUGCUGAUAUAAAAGAAUAUCCUUUUAAUAUGUGUGGAUUAUCCAUUGAAAAAUAAACGGUAAACUUCCUUCAACUGAGCCAUCUUGUCCUAUAUGCCACAAUGUGGCCAGAUUUACAGCCCAUAAAUUGUCACGCUAAAUUUGCCAAACUCUCCUCCAAAUUAAAAUUUUCGCUGUCCAAUAAUUCUGCUGUCUAAAAUUUCUGCUACAUGUCCAGUAUGAGUUAAAGGCAAUUUUCAAGUUUGUUAAAGAGGGUACAUUUUUGGGCAAUAUCUGCACCACUCUUGCCCCUUUGGCUGUUUCUAGUUUUGUUGCUAAGGUCGAAUGAUGCUUAGAUGUAAUACCACGUGUGCCGUUGGACAAGAGUGGUGGUAUUUCUGGAGACAAAAGAAAUUGACUUUUCUAAGGAGCUUUUUUACACGGGCAGUGAUUGGGAACGAACGUUUUGUUCACUCGACCAUGCCCUGUGUACACAUGCCACAGAUUACUUCAUAGAUUGCAUCUUUUAUGCAGUAUUAAAAAUCAUUGUUUCUCAGCAGCACAUCACCUUAUGUAAACUGGGAUAUGCUGGUAACAGUAAUGGAACUGCAUGUGCCCGAACAGUCGCUUUACCGAUGGUCCAGGCACAUGCAGUGUCUUUGGUCUAUGUAAGUGUUGCUCAUCAAAACAUCUGCCAGUGUAAAAGGACCCUUAGGGAAGUAAUUGGCGGUUUCAGUGGUCUGUGCCACCCCUCGAGUAUCUUACUAUAGAUUGGCAUCUGUUGAUAAUUGAUUGGGUUUGCAGAGUCACUCAUUCAGUGUUCCUUACGUUUGAUUAGUUUUGAGUCAGCUAUUUCAGUAGAUGUGUCUAAAUAGGCAUAAGGUGGUCUAAACUAAUGUUUAUGAGAAUGAAGCCCGUCCUCUAGGAUCAAGUAUUUCUUAUCAGUUUAUCACAGACCCUGCUGUGGUUUCUAGAAAAGAAAGAAAAAAACUCUGAAUAUAGACCUGCUAUCAAAACGGGUCUCUCCAGCGUUUGCCGACAGCUGGUCCAUUGGCAUGAAAUUGUUGACUUCUGUAGGACCUAGCAACAACAUUGUGGUAUUAUCGAUGAUCUGUUUUCUCCUAAAUAUUGGUUUAGUCCAUUAAAAGAUCCACAGAGUUUAAAAGAUCCAUUGAGUUUGAAUGCUAUAGACCUCAUCAGGGCAAUUCUUUUAUGAUUGUGUUGUACUCAUUUUGGCCUCAACAUACAUUUUUCAAUUGGUCGUACCUAAAAAGUUUCAGCCGUUUUUUAAGAUACAGGGGUUAAAAUCUGUAAGUCUGUUAGUAGAGUGUCACUUCUCAGUCCCUGCAGAUAGCUCAGCAGAAGCCUUCUCUGAUUUGACUUAAUCAACAGUCAUUUAAGCCAUAUUCUUAUUAGUUUGAUAAGAGUUUGGCUAUAGUGAGUGUUUAUGAGGUAAGGAGAUCAGAGAGAAGGCUUUACAUGAGCCUUCAGCUGUUGGAACUGAAAAUGGAUACGCUGCAAACAGACUGAUUUUUAACCCCUGUAACUCCAAAACUACUGAAAAUUUUUAAGAAACAACUGAAAAAAUUAUUUUCAGCCCAAAAUUGGUAAAGCGCAAUCGUAAAAUAAUUGUCCUGAGGGUGUCCAUAGCCGUUAAAGGGUAUCCCAAAGAUGUUCUCUUCCUUCACUUCAAUCAAUGCCCAUGCCACUUAUGCUUUUUCUUUUCACUCUUAAGGGCCAUAAACAUCAGCUGACCAAACCCAUCAAUGAUUUUACAUGUAUGGGACCCUCUCAAGUGUCAUCCAUUUGUUGAAUACCACUGAUUUUAUUAAAGAGGUGAACCCUCAGGCAUGGUCAUUUCCCAGAUUAAAAGGUGCAUUAGGACACUUUGGUUGAGAAGAUCUUAAGUGGUCCCAGAUCUCAGCUGAUGUCAUUGAAGUGUGCAGCUCCUAUCAUUGUAAAAUCUAUUUAAAGUGGUGGAUACAAUUAAAUGGUCUCAGUAAGUAGCUAACCCUGUUAUGCGCUGCCUUUGUCAUCCGAGACUAUAGAAUACAAAUUGCUAAUACUGUUCUCAAAUCAUUGUCCAAAUAAUUGUUAAAAUGUAAAGGUACCAAGAAAUGACAUUGUAUUGCACUAUUCCGUGAGUAAUGGGUUAUCUUCAAUUUUCCUUGUACGUGAAUGUUGACGCAACUACUGUACUUAAGUACGUGACCUUUCUCCCUGACUGCAUAACAUAGGGCAAAUGCAGUGUUGCCCCUAGCACCCAGUGAUUUUCAAAUCUACUAGCUGAUGGGUUUAACGAGUCCUAAGAUGCCUUUGCACUGGUCGGUAUCAAUGUCUCCUAUGUUUCUACAGUCAAGCAGAACACAGUCAUUUAGGCAGCCAUUGUAUAAUUUUUCAAGUCUUAAAAUUUUGGAAAUGUCAAAAUAUCAGCAUUCUGUGCCUCCAGACUUUAAAGUUUAUCUGUUUUCAUUGUGGUCACAAGCAAAGUCAAAAAACAUACCUGAGUGCAGUUACUUUAGUCCAAGCAUUGUUGUAUAUUUUUGCAAAUUUUACCUGAUCAACAACAGUUUCCGUUGUACACCUCUCCUGCAUGCACUGGGGCAGCCAUUGGCGGGCAGAAUGACUAGAAUAAAACUUUCCAUACAUGGUCACAAGCAAUUUCAAAAAGCCUACCUGAGUACAGUUACAUUAGUCCAAGCGUUGUCUAUUUUUGAAAAUUUUACCCGAUCAACAACAGUUUCCAUCAUACACCUCUCCUGCAUGCACUGGGGGAAGCCUUUCCUGCAUGCACUGGGGGAAGCCUUUGGUGGACAAAAUGACUAGAAUAAAACUUUCCAUGCACGUGGACCUCUUUUUUUUUCUUUUUUUGGCCAGCUGUCAAAACUCAUAACCCCACCCAUGAAAUUGCCCAAGCGGCUUUCAUUUCGCGAGGGACCGGUGCCCCACUGAUACAUUUGGUUGCUGGUAAACUGACGGACUCGUGAUGGCUGCUUCCAGCCUGAGUAGCACUUGCUGCACCUUAACAUUAUGGUAUUGGCUGUUAAUACAAGGGGGGGGGGGUAUGCAACUCCUUGCGCUUGUACUUUGCAUGAAUCCACCUUUUUGGGGAAAAAACAAAAAAAGAAACUUAGAAUUAUAUUUUGUAGAAUUUACCAAAUUGAAAAGCAAAACCAAUGCAAGAUUUUUAGAUAAUUAUUAUAAUAGCAAGUCCAAUGGAUUUUUAUGACUGUGAUAUAUUUGCCUCUUUAAAACAAUACUAAACUGCUAAUCGUUGUAGAUCUGCUAUUUUUCUGCUGAUUUAGCUCCUAGAUGCCAAUGAAUUGUAUUAUACCAGAGAAGCAAUGCUGCUAUGUAAAAGGUAAAGCGUGUGCCUAGAUAGCUAUUUUUCUAUACCUUCUUGUGCUUGUAAUUGAAUGGACCACCCUUCUUUCUUAGUUAAGUUUCCAUUAGGGUGUGCCUGAUGAGAUCAUUCAGUAUUUCCACCAGUGUGUGUUCAAUUUUUCUUGAUUUACUUCUAGUAUAAACCUCUACAAAUCCAUAAAUCUACAUAAAAGUAACAGUAUACAGUGUCAUACAUUGCACUACUUAUCUUGUACUGAUCCUGAGUUAAGGGGGUUCUCCAGGAAUGCCACUUAGGUCAAAAUUUUGUCACAGUGGCAUUUAAAAAAUGGCUAUUUUUAUGUAAGAAAAGUGACGUAACAGGAAUGAUAAAUUUCCCCCAAAUAGUUUUGGGGGUUUUCACGUAUUUCAAGUUAAGCUAUAAAUGUAAAAAAAAAAAAAAAAAAAGCCACCAAAAAAUGCCUAAAAUUCAUUAACCAAGGCUAAGAAAUGUGUGUGUGUGUGUGUGUGUGUGUGUGAAGGAGAUCUUUACAGUCUUUAUUAGACUCUAGAGCUGAUUCACCAUGUUGAUGAUUGGUGUUGGAAUCAUGGUCAGACCUAAAACGAACUACCGUAUAUACAUGCAAUUUAAAAGUUGAACACAUCCAAAUGUGUAUGGGGGGUCUCCCGAUUCUCCCGAGGGGUUUAGGCAUGUUAGAGUUCAGGAUUGCUGACCUUUUUCAGUGCUAGCAGUGGCUUAUCCUCCUCUCCCCAUUAAAACGAACAUGCACACUUGGCGAAUGAGCAUGGGUAUGGCCAGCUUUAUUGCAUAGUCGGGCAUCUGUAUUGUAGUGCUUUUUGCUAAGUGAACAUUUAUUUAACCCAAUUUCUCUAGGAAGUGUGAUGAAACGACACCUCCUAAAAUACAGAUCAGACACUGAACCUGCAGGGUUUGUUGUGAAAUGUUAGCUCAGAGGCCUGUAGUAGUCUAAAUGCAGAAUGGUCCAUCAUAUGUGUUGUAACUUGGAUUCAGUACAAGAUAAGUAAUAUGAUGUAUAGCCAAGGUUCAACACCAGUAUCUAGUUGUAUCUAUCCAUCAUAAGACAGUCUAAGCAUUUUAUGCCCAGCUGUGUUUCUGCUGACCUGAACUCACAGCAGCAUAGGAAUUAAAUUGGGCUGAGGCAUAAAUAUGUCAGUAAUUUGCAUAUAUUGCCAGUAAACUGCACAUAUUGUCGAGAAGUAAUUUGUUUCCUUGACUUUAUUUAUGAAUUUGAUGGUGCCAGCAUAAAUAUCUUUUGUAUCUUAGUUGGCUGCUGUAGAAUGAUUGAAGUUGAUGGUUUGUUGUAGCUAUGAUGCUAAUUUUGGUGCAUUUUUAUGUAAUAUAGAGGUGUUCUCUGUGAAGUAGACAAACUAUUAUUCCCAUAAUAAAAUGUUAUGGCAUAAAUAUCAUGAUUGGCGGGGGUCAGACCUCUGGGUCCCCGCUGAACGAAGGGUCUGAGUGGCAGGUGGCAAAGAGUGUCAUCAUUGUGCAGGAGCUGCAGUGCGCUGUAACCUCUAUUCUCUGAGGAAUGGUGAGGGUCCUGGGAGUCAGACCCCCUCAUGUCAAAAAGUGAUGGCAUAUCAUAGCCUUAUGUCAUAAUUUCUUGUUUUGGAGAAACCCUUUAUAAGGGUUGUCCGACCAUUAAAAUUUUUAGGCAACCUCAGAUGAGUGCGUCCAUUGUGGGACUGCGAUUUCCUGUUAUGGACACUGCUCUUUUCACAGGACCGCACGAUAUUCUAAUGCUGUGUGUCUCUGGCCGACCUUGCAUCCACUGAAUUAGGCUACUUUCACACUGGCGUUUUGGCUUUCCGUUUGUGAGAUCCGUUCAGGGCU